Hibiscus syriacus is the source of this 3270-nucleotide messenger RNA. RefSeq lists its product as uncharacterized. Bases 114 to 3263 code for a protein of 1049 amino acids. Gene Ontology annotation, molecular function: chloroplast targeting sequence receptor activity; metal ion binding; RNA binding. The transcript is spliced from 12 exons. Lineage: Eukaryota; Viridiplantae; Streptophyta; Magnoliopsida; Malvales; Malvaceae. The record is from RefSeq and is a predicted model, not a curated record. Gene Ontology annotation, cellular component: chloroplast outer membrane. Gene Ontology annotation, biological process: protein targeting to chloroplast.
GGCUUUUCACUAUUUAAGUCGUAACAUUUUAAGCUUUGCUUGGUGUUGAUAAUGGAGGCAUUGUCGUAGGAACUGAUUUUGGAGCUCAAAGUUUAGGGCUUCUUUCUUUGCUGAUGGAUCCGGAAAAUGAAAAUCGAAGACUCGGUGAUUUAUCAAAUGAAGACAAUUUCCAAAACUUAACGCCAAUAAAAGCAGCGCUACUCAACAACUUAGAAACCGCCCUCGUCAACUCGGUCACACAAGACGACAGGAAUCUCUUCUUGACUCAUUCGCGUCAACUCGUCUACGAUUUGGAUGACGAUCCUUCGAACCGAAGAGGCUUGGCAUUGAAGCUUCUCCUCCUCUGUUGUUACUUCGACGCUAUCGAAUGCACCACGUCGCUGCUCAACGGAGAAGUCGGAACCGACUUUCUGCCUCUGGUGAAUGGGGUUGACACGGAGACGAAAAUGACGGCUUUGCAGGCGGCAGCGGAGGCUCACUCGGCGCGUUGUUUGAAGUUGCUGCUAAAGAAACGCGCCCGUACAGAGACGAGGAGUAAAGAUGGACGGAGUCUGCUUGCUCUGGAAAUGGCUUUGUCUAGUAGCAGGAUGGAUGUGAUAUGGAACCCGGAUGAUUACAUUGUUGAGGACUUGGUGGUUCUCCUUAGUGAAAAGGAUUUGACCGCGGUGAAACUUCUGAGUGAAAGAACGCAAGCCAUAGGCGAGGUAGCACAUUCAGCAGCCGUGGGAGGCAAAAUAGUAGCUUUAGCAGCGCUUCUCAUCGUAGCAGCGGAGAAAGUUAAUGACGCCGUCGUAGUAUUACCCAACGUUUAUUCGGGGUCAAAGGAAAAAGACACCGUUUACCAGUGCGUGAUCCGGGAAGCUUUAUCGGCAGGUCUCCGUGACACUUCGCCGUCGAUAACUGCUACGUCCCCAACCAAAGUCGGGACUGAUAUGAAACGGAAGCUUUUGCUUUGCGAGAUCGAGUUGUUUCAGCUGUUUGGAGCCGAUGCUCAUAACAGCUGCGGAGAUAAGAAGAUGACAUCACCCUUAAUCCGUGCUAUCAAGGCCCGAGACGAAGCUGUCAUCCAGCUGCUUCUAAAGACCAACAUAGACGUAAAUGACGCUGAUUCUGAAGGAAACUCUGCUCUGCAUUGGUCCCUUAGGAUAUCCUGGGCUUCAUCUUCACAGCAGCUUAAAAUCAUGUGGCUCCUACUGAGGCGAGGUGCUCGAGUAAACCAAAAAGACAAAUUAGAAUCAACUGCUUUCCACAUUGCUGCUGCCAAUGGGAAUGCACAGGCACUCCAAGUACUUCUACUAGAAGAUCCAGAUGGAAUCAACUACAAAACUAUAAUGAAAGAGACCCCGUUGUUUUUUGCUGUGAAAAAUGAUCAUAUUGAAUGUGCUGAUCUUCUGCAGCGCUGGGGAGCAAACAGUGAAGGCCUCAACUUACGUAGAGAGAGGCCAAUCGACCUGGCGAAGUCACAAGACAUGCGUUUCAUUCUAAACAAAACUUACAUUACUCUCAAGCAUCGGAAUUCCCCCGUUGAACAGAAAUAUAUUCGUUUCCAAGGCGAUGAAGUGUUUUAUGAUACAUGUGAAACUCUUCUUACCAUGGCAGAUGAGAGCAACUAUACUGAAAGAACCAACAUAAAUUUUAAAACAGAGAUCUGUAAGUACUUUGAAUCUGGAGGAUGUGUCAGAGGAUCCAAGUGCUUUUAUGCUCAUGGUAAAGAGGAGCUUCGACAGGCAAAACAGGGAAUGCACCUAGUUCAUUCUCUUGCAGCCGAAAAAAUGAAAAGGAGAAUUUUUGUAGGCGGCCUCCAUCCUCUGGUUGAUUCAGACUCAUUGAGCAAAUAUUUUGAAGAUGAAUUUGGGCCUGUGGAAGAUGCACAUGUUGUUACUGUUAAAACAGGUGAUGAAUUAAUGUCACGGGGCUUCGGCUUUGUCACUUUUAAGCAUGAGAAGUCUGUUUUGAAGGCUGUUCAAGAGCACUAUGUAACUAUUAUGGACAAGCAAGUUGAAAUCAAAAGUGCGGUUGGGAGAUGGGACGAGUCAUUGAAGUUAUCAACUCAGCAACAUCAAAAGGAUCCAAAUGCCCAAUAUCAACCACCAUUGGAGUCUUCCACCAGAAAAACUGCGGAAGAGGCGCCGAGAAGGAAGACCUUGGAAGACUCUAAAGCUGAUCAAAUCUCAUGGGUGAAUAAACUACUCCAUGGCCAACCCAAGACGUGUUCUGAAUCUGAAGUACUCGCUAGCCCCAUUGCUUCACACCAAAAGGUUCCACUGUGGUUGAGAACGUUCAAGAAAUGGCUUCCCAGUUUCUUACAAGAGGUAUCAAAAAACCCAAAGGAAGAUAAAUACCCUUUGUCAUCGUUGAAGGCAGAUUUCAGGGCUGCAUUCGGCUUAGAACUAGACCAUGUUUCUCUUGGCUACACUAAGCUUAGUGAUUUUAUGAGAUCUUUUCCCGAUCUUUGUUGCAUGAAGGUCAUGCCAGUUGGAGGUGGUGGAUCUCCCAAUCACAUGGUGCUUAUUCCUUCCUCAUCUAGGUCUGAUUGGAAAUCGCUUCAGCCUCUCACCAUGCGCUGCUGCUCACCAUCUUGUGCUGCAACACCGCAAGAAAAUACCGAUACUGAUUCUAAGAAACCCAAUUAUCUCCGGGGUCUUUUCUUGAAUUCUUGUGAAGAUGUUUGCAUCAGCAGAAGCCAGGUUGAUCAAUCUAAAAGUGGGCUGCAAGGGAAUUCAGUUCUGAAGAAAAAAUUGCCUGUUGCACACCCAAAUUUUCUGCAAGUCUUAAAGUCAGACCUUUGCCUUCCUCAAAUGAAGCUAUUUGAUGAAAGUAAAAUUCAAACGGCAAAUGCUAACGAUGAAAAAGGAGGGACUCAUGGUCGGGUAUCCACUGAUAGGAAACUUGGUCAUACACGGAGACAUUUGGUUCUUGAGGCCCUUCUAAGAAAACAGAAAAACUCAUCCAUAUUCUUCCUUCGUCAAUUUGAUUUCUAUCACAAUUACAAGGCAAGCAUUAAGCAAGGGAAAUGCUUUUGGUGCAAUCAGCCGAAGUUGUUAUGGGCGAACUUUCCAUGCAAACACUUGCUGUGGUGCAGCGAAUGUAAAACGGAAGCUUCUCGAGCAGCUGGCGAUUUCGAUCAUCGAUGUGUGGUAUGUGAUACGAAGGUACAGACAUUUGUCUUACCUACAUUGGAUAUAUACCCUAGGUCUUUACAUGAAAGGCCCCUCAAAACCGAGGAAUUUCCUCCUUUCAAUCCUUCUCAUAUUCGAAGGUAAAUCUUCU